Messenger RNA from Apis dorsata (giant honeybee), 868 nucleotides. RefSeq lists its product as uncharacterized. NCBI's taxonomy places the organism in Eukaryota, Metazoa, Arthropoda, Insecta, Hymenoptera, Apidae. The coding region runs from base 51 to 827 and encodes 258 amino acids. The record is from RefSeq and is a predicted model, not a curated record. The transcript has a single exon.
AGCAUAUAGUAAUAUAUAAAUUUUUUAUAUUAAAAUUUUAUACGAUAGAAAUGCCAAGACGUUGCUGUAUUCCUGGUUGUAAGGGAAAUUACGACAGCACUUUGAAAUCAAAUAAUUAUGCUUCCGUUUUCCUCUUUCCAAAGAAUGAAGAAUUGAGAAAAAAAUGGUUAGCUGCUAUUCCUAGAAAAAAUUGGUCUCCUACAAAAUAUUCUGCAGUUUGUAGUUUUCAUUUUGCUGAAAAUGAUAUUCAAAGAUAUGAAAAAAUUGUAUGUACUAAUAAUACAAUUGAAAAUGUUUUAUUGUGUCGUCCAAAACUUGUAGAGAAUGCAGUACCUUCUAUUUUUCCUAAUGUGUCAACUUAUUCAAGACACGAAAGUAAAAAAACCUUUUAUUCAAGACUGAAACGCAGAAAAAAUUUCAAAGAACAUAAUUAUUCCAAGCAACAAGUUAUUCCAAAUGAUGAAUGUUUAGUCCAAGAAUGUAAAGACUUAGAUUUAAUCACAGAUUUUUCAAAUUUAGUGAAUAAGUAUAAAGAAAAACUUAUAAUUUCAGAUUGUUGGAAUAUCAAAUUAAUAAAAUCUAAAAUUUAUUUUUAUAAACUUGAUUAUGAAAAUGAUAUUUUAGUACUUAAUACUCAAAUUGUUAUUAAUGACCAAAUGAAAUUAUAUGUUUUUCAUAAAGGUAAUAAAAUUUCUUCUCAUGAAUUAAAAUGGGUAUUACCUGGUGAUAUGAAAUUAUCCAGGUGGUACCAACUUCAAAAUUUAUUAACAUGGUAUAAAUCUACACCUGAUGUACCUGAUAGUGAUGAGAUAAUUCUUAUUGAAUAAUAUCUUAAGAAGUUUUUAGACACGUGCAAUAAUAUAUAUAU